AUGAGUGUAUAUUUGGUAAUUUCGUGCAAUUUGGUUUCAAGGUUGACGGAAAUCCGGGGACUGCGCCUACCUGAUGAGCCCCAAAAAGUCAACCAAGGGAUGCGGAUGAAUACUGUGAGCUGGUCAGAGUCUCAUCGAUGGUGGUACAUGAAUUGGAAAGGGGGGACAAUAAUUCUGGAAAAUGCAGAGGUCUUAGGACGGGGACUGAGAUCCAUAUCAUGGUGGCUGACGGCCGAGGGCGUAGAAGUCAACAAGCAUCACAGCGUGAAUAGAAUCGAGGAUGUGGAACGGGCGUGCGUAUGGAGAGCGGUCUUAGGCAAGUCGAGUUGGCAGGCGACGCCUCUUGUCAAAUGUUGGAAUAUUUUCUUACGACGGAAUUCAGGCAGCCGUCGAGUAUGUGCUGGUUGUGGAUGGCGUCAGCGUGUCAGUAACGAGGUGAUUAGAAAACGGGUAUUUGGUUGUGCUGCAGGCACCUCAAUCCGAGAAAACAUCCAGCAUCAUCGACUACGAUGGCUCGGUCAUGUGCUACGCAUGCCGAUGCAUCGUCUACCGAGACGAGUGUUGUUCUCCGUGCCUCCUUCAGGGAGGGCGCAACCGCGAGGUGGACAGCAUAUGACUUGGCGGAAAGGCAUCAAAGAGAUCACGAAAAGUUUGGGUGUUGCUGGUGUUGAUGGGGUCCCCGCCACCCCGCCUGUGCUUGGCUGGAGACGUUGCAAGAAAUGGCGGCUAAUCGAUGUCAGUGGCGUUUGUGCUGUCAGUUUCUUUCCAGAUUGUCUGAUUGAGUGGUUGGAGAACAUAAGGUUGACGGAAACUCGGGAACUGCGCCUACCUGAUGAGCUCCAAGAGGGGAGAAACCGGUCGUGGGCUGUCGAGGAGUUUUCAGCGACCUUAUGA
Opisthorchis viverrini is the source of this 894-nucleotide messenger RNA. RefSeq lists its product as hypothetical. Bases 1 to 894 code for a protein of 297 amino acids. NCBI's taxonomy places the organism in Eukaryota, Metazoa, Platyhelminthes, Trematoda, Opisthorchiida, Opisthorchiidae. The transcript is spliced from 5 exons. The record is from RefSeq and is a predicted model, not a curated record.